AUGGCCAUCAAAUAUCUCAUCCUGCUCUCACGGCAGGGCAAAGUCCGCCUAGCCAAGUGGUUCACCACACUUGCGCCCAAGGACAAGGCCAAGAUCGUGAAAGAUGUCUCGCAGCUCGUGCUUGCUCGCCGCACCCGCAUGUGCAACUUUCUCGAAUACAAAGACACGAAGGUUGUUUACCGCCGAUAUGCCUCCCUCUUCUUCAUCGCUGGCUGCGAUUCCGCCGACAACGAGCUGCUCGCCCUCGAGAUAGUCCACCGCUAUGUUGAGCAGAUGGACAAGUACUACGGCAAUGUCUGCGAGCUAGACAUCAUCUUCAACUUUCAAAAGGCCUACUUCAUCCUCGACGAGCUCCUCAUUGCUGGCGAGCUGCAGGAGAGCAGUAAGAAGAAUGUGCUGAGGUGCAUCGGGCAGCAGGACAGUUUAGAGGACAUGGAGGCCGAGGACGACAUCGUGACCAAGAUCAUGUAG
Didymosphaeria variabile is the source of this 471-nucleotide messenger RNA. RefSeq lists its product as uncharacterized. The transcript is spliced from 5 exons. Bases 1 to 471 code for a protein of 156 amino acids. Gene Ontology annotation, cellular component: intracellular membrane-bounded organelle; AP-1 adaptor complex. Gene Ontology annotation, molecular function: clathrin-cargo adaptor activity. The record is from RefSeq and is a predicted model, not a curated record. NCBI's taxonomy places the organism in Eukaryota, Fungi, Ascomycota, Dothideomycetes, Pleosporales, Didymosphaeriaceae. Gene Ontology annotation, biological process: vesicle-mediated transport; protein transport.